AUGUACACCUCUCCUACUCCUACUUCAAUCUUUGUAAAUAACUCGACUCGCCUCGUACGACCCCAGACAUUACCACGUAUCUCCUCACCUGUUUACAAUUUCUCUCCCGCAUCGGUAGCAAGGCAGCAAAGGAUGUUUGCCCUCUCAGCGCAUCGACGCGAUCAACCCAAGACAUUCUCCAAUCAAUCGAAAUUACCUAGAUUACCUGUACCAGAUCUAGAAAAGAGCUUAGAAGGGUAUUUGAAGAGUCUCGGACCGAUAUUGGAGCAGACCUAUGACGCCUCGGCCUUAUCAAACGAAAUUGAAAAACGGAAAUUGUUUGCUAAAGAUUUCGCAGCCCCCGGUGGAAUAGGUAGAACCCUACAAGAAAGAUUGAAAAAUCUCGACCACGUCUCACCGAAUAAUUGGCUCAACGAUACUCUCUGGCUCGGACUGGCUUAUCACACCUGGCGAGCACCAUUACUAGUCAAUUCAAACUGGUGGUUACUCUUUGCUCCUGAUCCUUCUGACCCCAUUCCACCUGUCGCAUCCGGCUCAUCAUCCAAGGUAGAAGCUCCAGAACCCAAUUCGAAUCCGAAACAAGCUGCUUCUGCGGGAAGUCAGCGAGGUGGACAAGGUUGGAUAGAUAGUAAGAAGGGGAAAUUCGACGGACCAGUGGAAUGGGAGAAAGUGGUUAAGAGAGAAUGGAUAAGUGAUUGGCAGAUCAGGAAAGCUGCUUGGUUAGCUAGGAGGUUUGCUGAGUUCAGGACGAAGUUGCUCAAAGAAGAGAUCUUGCCGGACUCUUCGAAAGCUGGACCUUUUGAUAUGCAUCAGUAUUCUCGAAUGUUCAACCUUUCCCGAAUACCUUUACCGAACAGUGAUGCCUUCUCAGUAGUCGAUAAUAAAGCUACUCAUCUUACACUGAUGGUCGACGAUUAUAUCUAUUCUAUCGAUAUCUUCUCACCUCCUUCAAUCGAAGGUGUACCAGAACCACUGUCUCCUUCGGAGAUUCAACAGAGGUUCAAGGCUGCCGUUGAUGAUGCUAAGCAGCGUAAGGAUGGUGGAGAAAGAGCGGAUCAAAUCGGCGUAUUGACCGCUGACGAGAGAGAUAACUGGACGAAGAAUCGAGAACAUCUGCUCCUCCUCUCACCAAACAACCGAUCAACCCUCAAUUCCAUCUCUUCUUCCCUUAUCGUCCUAUCUCUCGACCCAUACACUCUACCUUCCAUCCCAUCUGAAGAUCCCCUUCGACUACCCUCUGUCGAUGCUCAAGUACGCAACACAGCUUCUGGAAUAGAUGGAGCACGGAACAGAUGGUUCGAUAAAGCUGUAUCAGUCAUGAUGGAAACCAAUGGCAGAGCGGGAAUAAUGGGUGAACAUUCCCCGGUGGACGCGCUCAUCCCAUCUAUCGUGGGAGAAUACGUCCUUGCAUCUCCCGUAGAUCAAUCUCAAUUCCAUGAGGGAACCAGCUCGAGCACUUCCGAGGGAUGGAAGAAGCUGGAUUGGGUGGUUGACGAGGAAAUUGCAAAAGAGAUUCAAGGAUGUAAAGAGAGGAAUCAGAAACUGAUCGAUGAUUCCGAUGCGAGUCAAUUAUGGUGGAAUGAGUAUGGGGCGGAAUGGAUAAAGGCUGUUGCUAAACAAUCACCUGAUGCGUAUAUUCAACAAGCCCUUCAAUUAGCAUGGUACAGAGAUCAAGGAUAUGCCACUGCUACUUAUGAGACGGCAUCGACUCGGAUGAUGUUACAUGGUAGGACCGAUGUGAUCAGGAGUCUGAGUAGUGAAAGUAGGAGUUUCGUCAAGAGUAUGCUCGAUGAAAAGGCUGAUGACUCCAAACGAUAUUCGUUAUUGACCGAAGCAUGCAAAGCCCACAAUUUCCUUACUCGUCAGUCAUCACAGGGAAACGGAUAUGAUCGACAUCUGAUGGGACUGAAAGUCCAUUUACGGGCUGGUGAGAGUCAUGCAUUGUUCGAUGAUGAAAUAUACGCCAAAUCUCAGGAAUGGAAGUUAUCUACAUCGGGAUUGAGUGCGGGUGGAAAGUUCAUGGGUACUGGGUUCGGAGCUGCUUGGCCUGAUGGAUAUGGAAUCAAUUAUCUCGCUGGUCCAUACUUGGUAAAGUUUGGUAUCGAAUCGAAAUUCUCCUGCGACAAGACUUCCACUCAGAGAUUCAAACAUAAUAUCGUACAGGCUUUGAGGGAUAUGAGGAAGGUUUGUGAGGCGGCAGGAGAAGAGAGUAAAGCGAGAUUAUGA
Molecule: messenger RNA, 2226 nt
Organism: Kwoniella mangroviensis CBS 8507
Lineage: Eukaryota; Fungi; Basidiomycota; Tremellomycetes; Tremellales; Cryptococcaceae
Exons: 9
Coding region: 1-2226 (741 amino acids)
Molecular function (GO): acyltransferase activity
Source: RefSeq, a predicted model, not a curated record